AUGGGUGAAAGUUCACAGGGACAGGAGAUUUUGCAAUCCGGGACGUUAUUUCUGUGCGGUUGGAGUUUAAACUUUGCCACUCGGGUCAGGGCACCACGGAGGAAGAGAAGGAGGAGGUGGCUGGGCUCGGUGUCCAUCCCGCUCCCCUGCACGCCGAGGGGGUUGAGAAGACAGGACGGAUCCGUGGGAGUCGGAUCUCACACAGCCAUGGCCUCUGGCGUGGGCAGCCUCGACAGCCUCGACCUGCUGGACCUCCUCUUCGACCGCCAGGACGGGAUCCUCCGCGGUGUGGAGCUGGGGAUGCUGCCGGGCGCCUGGCACGAGGACGGGCGUGCCCAGGACGGCGAGGACUUCCUCAGCUCCAUCCUGGGCUCCGGGGACUCAGCGUCAGACUCGCCCGGCUGGCCCCCGGCCGCCAGCGACAGCGGGGUCUCUGAGGACCCCCCCUCUGACCAGCUCGACAGCCCCCCCAGGUGCUGUGACGGGGGUCCCGGCAAGGUCCUGUACCUGUCCCCCUGUGCCCACCCCUGUCGGGCUCUGCCCCUCCCGGGGGGGGCUGGGGUCCUGCACCCCGAGGUCUCCAUCGACCUGGACAUGUGGCACCCCGGCUUCUUCCUGGAGGAGAGCCAGGACCUGCCCGUGGUCUCCCCGCCCGCAUCCUGCACCCUCACCGUCAAGGACCUGCUGCUCUCGGGCAGCGCUGAUGCCCACCCGCAGGCGCCCAGCUCCCUGCUGAGGCAGAGCCAGGGGCAGUUCCAGGAGCUGGUGCUGACGGAGGACGAGAAGAAGCUGCUGGCGAAGGAGGGGGUGUCCCUGCCCACGCAGCUGCCCCUCACCAAGUACGAGGAGCGGGUGCUGAAGAAGAUCCGGCGGAAGAUCAGAAACAAGCAGUCGGCUCAGGAGAGCCGCAAGAAGAAGAAGGCGUAUNNNNUCUCCCUGUCCCCCAGGAUGUCGGCGUGCACGGCCCAGAACCAGGAGCUGCAGAGGAAAGUCCUGCACCUGGAGAAGCAGAACUCGUCCCUCCUGGAGCAGCUGAAGAAGCUCCAGGCUCUCGUGGUACAGUCAAGCAACAAGGCAGCACAGACGGGAACCUGCAUCGCGGUCCUGCUGCUCUCUUUCGCACUCAUCGUCUUCCCCUCCAUCAGCCCCUUUGCCCCCAGCAAGGCCAAGGCGGACGGCGACUUCGGACCCGUGCGAGUUUUCUCCAGGUCCCUGCACAACGCGGCCGCGUCCCGUGUGGCUUACACACAGCCCCAAGCCCGGGACGAGAAGCCCCCGGAGCCGCUGUGGCCGGAGCACCUGGGCGAAGCCCCCGAGACCCUGCACGAAGCCUUCGGUGGCCGCACAUUCACCCCACGCCCGGACAAAGUCUCCCCCCGUAAUGGCACGCAGCCGCUUGCCUCAGAAGGGCUGAGCCGUGGGGACGGGGAUCAAGCUGACACCGCGUCCGGGGACGGCACCGCACCGCACCACGGCCUGGCAUCGCUGGCUUGGACCAAGGCUGGCCACAGCAGGCCCACGGUGCUGGAGCCGGCUGAGGAGCUUUAA
Aptenodytes forsteri (emperor penguin) is the source of this 1548-nucleotide messenger RNA. It is a transcript of the gene CREB3L3, whose product is annotated as cAMP responsive element binding protein 3 like 3. The record is from RefSeq and is a predicted model, not a curated record. Gene Ontology annotation, cellular component: nucleus. Gene Ontology annotation, molecular function: DNA-binding transcription factor activity, RNA polymerase II-specific; RNA polymerase II cis-regulatory region sequence-specific DNA binding. Gene Ontology annotation, biological process: regulation of transcription by RNA polymerase II. The transcript has 11 exons. NCBI's taxonomy places the organism in Eukaryota, Metazoa, Chordata, Aves, Sphenisciformes, Spheniscidae. Bases 1 to 1548 code for a protein of 515 amino acids.